CGCUGUGUGUCUGUGUGUGUGUGUUUGUUAGUGUGUCUGUGUGUCUGUGUGUGUGACUGACAGGUCCGAGUCACGACUGGAACAAUGUAACAGACGUUUAGAAACAAAGUAACACAUUGACGUCCAGUUUCCACAUUGACGUGACUGUCUGUCAGGUUGAAAACAGAAGCUCGAUUCCUAAAGAAAGAGGCUCAGUCAGGAAAGAAACACAUGGUGACUCGGCCGUUUCUUCGACGGGACUUCUGUUGUGCUCCUGCAACCUAAAGUUAAGAUGGCGGGUGAGAGACACUCAUCAUCAUGUUAUCUAGACGAAAGGACCUUCAGACAUUGCUGCCAGGUCUUUCUCCAACAUUCAGUGACCAUCCAGGACGGCUGGAGCUGGGAGGAGAUCAAGGGUGCUGAUGAAGGCUUCAUGAGGAAGACUGUCCUCAUCCCCGUCAGAUCAGACACCUCACACCAUCACGAUGUGUGUUCAGUGCAGACAGAAAACACAGAGUCUCUGACAGAAGAACUUCAGGCAGAUGUUGAGGAUGAAGCUGCUGGAGUUCAGGCAGUAUGUGAAAGUCCUGUCGUUCUGCGAUAUGAAUAUCAUGUUGUGUAUUCCAGCAGUUAUCAGAUCCCGGUGCUGUACUUCAGAGUCUCCACGUUAGAUGGAAGGUCUGUGUCUCUGGAAGAAGUGUGGAGCAACGUUCAUCCAAACUACAGACAGAGAUUAAGACAGGAACCGUGGGACACGCUCACCCAACAGGAACAUCCUUUACUGGGUCAGCCGUUCUUCAUGCUUCAUCCGUGUCGCACUGAGGAGUUCAUGAAACCUGCUCUGGAUCUGGCACAAUCCCAACACAAGAGGCUGAAUUAUAUUGUGACGUGGCUGAGUGUUGUUGGACCUGUGGUCGGUCUGGACGUUCCUCUCAGUUACAUCACUGCCGUGUCUGCUCCAGACUGAAGAUCCAUCACCCUCUCUAUGUACACAGAACACAUCAAACACACACAUGUGACCAUGAAUGUCUUCAGGAAAUGUUUACAGUUUUUAAAGCCAAAUAAUGUUUUUCUCUGCUCUUCUUUACAUCUGUAGUGUGUUAAAAUACACAAACGAAGCCUUGAGUGUGUGCGUGCAUGUGAUAUUAAACUGUAAAUCAUG
Molecule: messenger RNA, 1141 nt
Organism: Triplophysa dalaica
Lineage: Eukaryota; Metazoa; Chordata; Actinopteri; Cypriniformes; Nemacheilidae
Gene: atg10
Product: ATG10 autophagy related 10 homolog (S. cerevisiae)
Exons: 8
Coding region: 272-946 (224 amino acids)
Biological process (GO): macroautophagy; protein lipidation; protein modification by small protein conjugation
Cellular component (GO): intracellular anatomical structure
Molecular function (GO): Atg12 transferase activity
Source: RefSeq, a predicted model, not a curated record